Messenger RNA from Amoebophrya sp. A120, 895 nucleotides. Lineage: Eukaryota; Dinophyceae; Syndiniales; Amoebophryaceae. The record is from the annotation of a GenBank genome assembly.
GGGUGCUGCUGAAGCGAAGGAAAGCCACGAUCUGCGCACAGGCGCUGCGGGCGUGGAAACCCUGGCGCUUUUUGUGGUUUAUCCUGUGCAAAAGCAUCGCGCUCGUAGGUACUAAUCGCACUUUCUGCAAGACAUUUUUCUUUUUUCAAAGCUGAAUCAGCAUAACAGACGCAUUCCAUUCCAUUUGUCAUGCUGAGCUAAAUUUGUAUUGCAAUAGACUACGAGUGCGAUAUGUUUGCAUCUCAUAUGGUUUUCGACGCACCGGUUUCUGGGGAGUUGUGUGAAGAUCCAACAUAUCAAAUGCAAACAUAUCUGGGUCUGGAAAGUUGUAAUGGUAAAAGUGAAUGAUAGCUGCAAUGCACUAUUCAGCCGAGCAUGACAAAUUGUUGAGCUGCUACGUGUUGCGUAUCUCGCAUGGCAAACUGCAUUUUUGCAUGACAGGUAAGAGGGUCUUUUUGUGAUUAUGCGUCACAGAUUCGUGCGUCAUGUCAGACAUGCAUGACAAAUGCCAGAAUCUUCCAGACCCAGAUCGAUAUUUGCAUUUGAUCCACCAGUGGUGGCGGGUGAACUUCGCGUGGCACGAGAAGGCGUUCAAGCAGGUGUCUAUCCAAGAAAAAAACGUUGUUAGUGCAAAUUUGUGAUGCGCAACAUGCAAGAUGAUUGCGUCUGUCAUGCUUGGCAUGCGUCGCAGUGUCCAUGAAAGGGCGUUUUCGCGUACUAUCUGCGCAUCACAGGUUUUUGCUGUCAUGCGAGAGAUAUUUGUCAUGCUGAUCCUCCAAAAAAGGUGCACCUACAAUGUUUUUUUCUUGCAUAGUGUCGAAGCGGUUUCUAGUGUGGGAGAAGAAGUUUCUGGCGGAAAAAAUCCGGCAGCAGGAAUAUGCCGCGAGGAAAGCGG